CAAAAAUUGGCGAUUCGGGUUCUAAGUCAAACUUGUAGCUCUUCUGGUUGCGAGAGAAACUGGAGUGUGUUUGAGCAUAUUCACUAAAAAAAAAAAGAAAUAGGUUGGAGCAUCAAAGGCUUAACGAUCUAGUCUUUGUUCGUUACAACUUAAUGCUAGAAAAUAGGAACAACAAAAUUCGAAACUAUGACCCCAUCAAUGAUGAAUUACUUGAUGAUCAUCAUGAUAAUUGGGUGUUGGAGGAUUCACCGCCAUUUUUAACAGUUGAGGAGUUGGAAUCAUUACGCAAUGAUCUUGCCAAUAUGACCAUCCAACCUAUUUCAAAUGAUAUUGAUGGAUUGAAUUUGGAUGAGGAUGAUGAUUAUGGCAAUGAUGCACCUGACACUAAUGCAGAAAACAUGGAUCAAAGUAAUGUUUUUGAUGAAGCUGCUGGAGAAGAUGUUGAAUUCCUUGAUGAACUUCAAAUUCAAUCAAUAUUGACUCCUUGGAAUUAAACGUUAUUGAUGAUA
Molecule: messenger RNA, 509 nt
Organism: Medicago truncatula (barrel medic)
Lineage: Eukaryota; Viridiplantae; Streptophyta; Magnoliopsida; Fabales; Fabaceae
Exons: 3
Coding region: 153-494 (113 amino acids)
Source: RefSeq, a predicted model, not a curated record